Messenger RNA from Schizosaccharomyces japonicus yFS275, 732 nucleotides. RefSeq lists its product as hypothetical. The transcript is spliced from 2 exons. Lineage: Eukaryota; Fungi; Ascomycota; Schizosaccharomycetes; Schizosaccharomycetales; Schizosaccharomycetaceae. The record is from RefSeq and is a predicted model, not a curated record. Bases 1 to 732 code for a protein of 243 amino acids.
AUGCUCACGAGCCUUUUAUUCACGACGCUCGUAAGCACUGUUUUCGUACAUUCAGUUGGGGCAAACGCCACAUCCCCCUACGUGUUCAAUAUUCCUCCUAGUAACACUGGAUUGGAUAUUCUUGGUCCACCUUAUGAUAGCAUUUUUGUCGAUUUGAACUAUCCCGCUACUGGCGUCUAUCUCACCAAUUGGACUGUUUUGAUGAAUCUUGUGCACAGUCAGGACUAUUAUGGAGCGGCAACGGUGUACUUCCAAUACGAUCAACCCUAUGAUACCUAUGAAUCGGUGUAUGAGCAUUCACUUAAAGAAAUCAUUGCGGAAAAGAAUGACGCUGAAAUGUUUCAACGCUACAACAACCUGCUCACCGCCGCCAAAACGCUGGGCCGCUACCCACUUCCCAGUGAUGCUAUUCCUUUUAUUAUUCCGGUUACUGAUAAUACCACCAUUUCGAAGAGAGAUGAUCGUCAUUGCAGUUGGAACCAUCAUGCCCAAGUCGACAAUUGUCAGGAGGCGAUUGACAUUAUUGACGUUAAUGUUCCUUAUUCAUUCAAAAAGAAAGAAGGAGAGAUGGAAUUUCCUGAUGGAUCGAUAAUUAAGAGAGAUGCCCAACAAACUCUGAUACAUUGUGCCAAUCGUCUGGCUCCCGAUCUUGGUUAUACUGUUAGUGGCUUUAAAAUUGAUUACGGCAACCAUCUGAAAGUGUGUAUUAGUGACAGAGGCACUGGCUGUUAA